CCGGCGUCGAUGCGGAAGUGACGCUGCGCCUGCUUCCGGGGCGCUGCGUCAGUCCGCCAUGAACAGCGUCGGCGAGGCCUGCACGGAGCUGAAGCGCGACUACGACCAGUGCUUCAACCGUUGGUUCGCCGAGAAGUUCCUGAAGGGGGAGGCCGGCGCCGAGGGAGACCCCUGCGUGCAGCUCUUCAAGCGCUACCAGCUCUGCGUCCAGAACGCUAUUAAGGAGAAGGACAUACCCAUUGAAGGCUUGGAAUUCAUGGGCUCCAGCAAAGAAAAGUCUGAGAACUCUUCAGAAAUCUGAUGACACCAGCAAGCCUCCCCCCUUUCCAAGACUAUGAAACAGGCAAACUAUGAAAUAGGCAAACUAAAAUAAUACCGCUAAUGCGGGUGGGGAGAUACAGGGUGCUGCUUCCUUGCAAUGUUUGUCACAUCAAUCUAGUUACUGCUGCUUCAUUUCUAUUGUUGCUGGGAAACAUUUUAUCAUGAUUGCCUAUGUACAGUCAUGUGAAAAAGUAAAUCCCCCUAUUGAAAUUUUUGAUUUGUUCAACCUACAGAUACUUGAACUUCCACAAUAUUGAUAAAGAGGACACAAUAUAAUACAUAUCAUGCACUAUUUAAAUUUUGUGGACUAUUGUAAAUUGAAAUAAAAAUAAUUGAAAUUUUGCAUGUAGUAAAAGUAAGUAUACUCCUAUUUAUCACUGCCUCAAAUGCCAAAAAGUAGAGUUUUAGAUGAGUAGAACAUUAGAAACUUGUAGGAACUUAUAUUUUUAAAGCCUUAGACUUUUAGUUUAGUUUAUACCCUGUGUUGCUAAAAUGUGUGGUAUCACCAUGCUUAGCUUGAAGGAAUUCCCUGGGGCCUUCCAAAAGGUUACAGAAGCCAAUGAGCCAUGAAAGGGUUUUAAAAGAUCACCAAACAAUUAGGCAGCAAUCAUUCCAAUGAUCAUCUAUAUGUGGAGAAGAUUUCAAACAACAGCCAAUUUGGCCAGGCAUUUGGUGGUCAGUGACCAAAAUGACAUUGUCCAGCCUAGGGUGUCCCAUUAGGUUCAUCCGAAGUACAAGUGCAAGACCCUGAAAGAAAUCCCUAAGAACCUCAGAAUUAUCUCACAUGACCAAGAGGUAACUCUCCACUAUCGAUGUCAAAGUGUAUGAGUCCACCAUUAGAAUGAAUCUGCACAAAUUAAAUCAACAUGGGAAGUGAGCCAGGAAACAUUUGACUUUCAGAAGGACCAUCAGGACAAGAUUAGUUUCCUCAUGAACUCCUAGAUGUCGUGGGCCCAUGACUCGGACAACUCUUGA
Messenger RNA from Thamnophis elegans (Western terrestrial garter snake), 1296 nucleotides. It is a transcript of the gene TRIAP1, whose product is annotated as TP53 regulated inhibitor of apoptosis 1. The transcript is spliced from 2 exons. Bases 59 to 301 code for a protein of 80 amino acids. Lineage: Eukaryota; Metazoa; Chordata; Lepidosauria; Squamata; Natricidae. The record is from RefSeq and is a predicted model, not a curated record.